AUGUUCACUGACCAGCCGCUCGCCCAGAAAAACUUCUACGAAACUAUGGACGUCAGUUUCAACUUUCAUGUUCAACUUUGAUUAAUGAGAUAAAUUUCAGGUGAAACCUCGGAAAGCAGAAGGGUUCCAGCCUUGAGCUCCUUGAGAGAGCAGAUGAGUUCCCGAUUACAGCAAGAUUGUGCGGGCACAGGUUUCAACGCCAUUUAUUUGCGUCUUGCGCUGUCGACAAGAAAGAAGGACUGCAAUCUCCGCUUAUAGUGCGGCAACUUCCAGGUUAUUUCUUGUAAUUUUGGUUUCACAGUUUUGAAAUAUUAAUUCAUUUGAAACUUUGAAAAAGGCGAGGGACAAAAAGAGGAUUUUCUGCUUGAUAAUGUUUUUUGAAAACUUUGUUCCAUUCUCUAUAAUUAUUUUUUUCACAAUUUUUUUCAAAGGCUAUUUUUUUUAUCAGGAUCUGACCGUGAAAAUUCGAAUUUUUCUUUAGGAGCUUUCUCAACCACGGGGACCGAUCUUCGAUGCGGCUCAGUUCUCGCAAAGACAUGGUUCUUCAAGAAGUCUGCCUGUCAUUGAUUCUUCUGUCCCUAGCAAUGUAUCACCAUUCCCGCCUUCCCAUGCAAUUAUAUUGUUCUCAGAAAUUUACAUGAUUUUUACUGUUGGGAAAUAAAAUGUCAAUAAUAAAUAUUUUCUGUUGAAACUUUGUAGUUUAAUUUUUUUUUAUAUGGAUUCAUCAUUCCAUUUUUAUCUAUCCAUUUCAGUUCCUAUUCUGGCGUUUAAAAAAUUUCGUUUAAUUGGAUAUUCAGAAAUAUAUUUGAAAAUAAACACUUUUCAGGUUUCGUGGCUCAGUCGAUGAAACUGGAGUUGGUCGCCAAGAAGGUUUACCUCCGCACCGCUAGAAAAAAGCCACAUGAAACCGAUCUAACAGGUAUGUCUCCCAUGUUCUUUGUUCGUGAGUGUUAUUGUAGUGUAUCGGAACCAUAUCCGCUUUAAGUCACUGUGAAAAACUCAAAGUGAGAAACUAUCAAUGAAUCAGAAGAUUUAAAGCAAUCUCCGUAAUUUGCUAAAAGUUUGAAAACAGCGGGUAAUUAAAAUGUAUUUGUUUAAUUUUGAUUAAGCUUCAGCCGGUGUGGUAACCCCUUGGCUAGCCGGGUUCCGUGAAAGAGGAACGAAGUCGUAUAAAUUGCUACCAUGUCAGUGACAUUUUCGAUAGUUUAGAAAACAGCCGGAUAGUUAGUGGUUUUAAAGACGUGUCUUUUCAAAAGGAAUUCUCUUUUAAAAGCCAAAAAUAGAGCAAGUUUUCGGUUGGUCCAGUAGCCUUACAGUCUUUCCAAACCCAUUUGAAGGAAACACGACACAUUUUAGUGACUUUCUGAAAUGAUUUUACAUGAAAAUCUGAACAUCUGAAAAAUUGAUAAAAUCGAAAAAAACAAAAAAAAAAAUCGUCAACCUUGGCCGAAAAUUGUCAAGUUGCGCGCGUUAGGAGUAAAUGUCAGAUGACGGACUCAUUAAAUUGGACUUUAUAUUUUUUUGUUAUUUUCAAAAGAUGCUGAAAGACAUAUUCCAUAAAAAGCAAGUACGAUGCGAUUCUAUGCUGACAGCCAGAGUAACCGAAAAAACCAACUUUCUAAACACAAAAAUCAUCGGAACUCGAAAACUUCUACAGUACUCCGAAAUGGUAUGUACUGAAAUAAUUCACAAAAUUGGAUUACGUAUUGAUUGAUGUAUCACUUGCCUUGUAAUAAGGUGGUAUGAAAAAAACACCAGCGAAAAUUCAAACGGCGACUUUUCCGAUUUUUUCAUCUCGCUAGGGAACUUUCCGACGGCCACCUUUCCGACGGAUCUUUUUCCGACUUUUUUCCCUUAUGGUUUUCGGUUUAUAAAUAUCUAUAAAAAAUUUUUUUUUUCUAUUUCUUUGUGUUUUCAUCAUGAACCAACUACCUACUUUAUAUAGGUAGAUUUAAAACGAAGAUUGUAUCGAGAAAAAAAUUCGGAAAAAGUUUCAUCGGAAAGGUGACCGUCGGAAAGUUCCCUAGCGAUAUGAAAAACUCGGAAAAGUCGCCGUUUGAAUUUUCGCUGGUGUUUUUUUCAUACCACCUGUAAUAACUAUUCCCAACAUGGAAACGCAGGGGUGACCUGCCUAUCGUAACCCGAAUACGGUAAGAGGAGUGGUUCAAAAAGUUUUGUCCGCAUUUUUGAUGAUAUAUUAUCAAUGGGAGAAGUUUCAUCGAUUAAUAAAAUGACAUUUUUUGUACUCGUUGUUUUUAAAGUUAUAGAGAAAUCUUGUUUGAAAACUCUUUAAAAUGACUUUCUCUGCCAAACUUCUGUUUUAUUCAAUGAGGUUUUUGUUCCAAGCAAUGCGCCGGCGUCAUUAACUGAUUGAGAAGUCCUUUUCUGUCUGCUUGUCUGCGCGCUCUUCCUUUCGCUCUCGCCGUUCCCUCAUUUUCAAAGUCUGUGAUCGCCGAGAGCGGUUGCUCCUGGGCUCGCUCUGAGUCACAAGCGUUCGUGGGAAAUGGGACGCCUUAAAACUGCGUUUAUUCCCAUGUUUUUUUAUAAAGAAAUGACUCUCAAAUCAGCUUUCAAGCAAUAGUUCAAUGAAAUGAACAGAUUUGAAGUUCCCGUAAAUUUUCAAGUAAGAAAAUAAGAGGAAAAAGUUCAAAGCGGAAAAUUGGUAAUUCGAUGCGAAAAGGUAAAAUAUAGUUUUUGAUGAUGAAUAAUUCCACUAAAUAUUGAUGAAUAAUUCCGCUGAAAAUUAGUCUAUAGUUUCGAGUAACUUUUUUUUUGGUCCACAAUCUCGAAAAGUCGUUUUUUCAUGAGGUUUCUUUUCAGAAAAAAAAGAGAUUGCGGCUCCUCCCCUGCUGUGAUUUCUGAUUUAACAGCUUUCUAAUAGCUUUUUGUUUCAAACUGCGCGAAAAAAGCGAAAAUUCAAGUUGAACUCAAAAAUGUUCAAAAAGCAAUUAUGUGCAAGAUGAUGAUUUUGAAGACCUCUUUAAAGCUAUUCUUUCAGUUAAUGUUGGAAAAAGAAGAAAUUUCAUAGGCAAUUAUUUAUUUUUUUCAUAUAUUAAAAAAAUAAUAUGUAAUUUUUAUCACAGAAUAAAAUUGAUGAUGAAUUUGACUUAGUUUUUUGUUUCCACAUCCUUUUCAUUCAUCGACAAUUGAGAAAGAUGAUGUAAACAUAGACACGUCAAAACGUAUCAAAAUUUUUUCACGUGCAGAAUUUUCAGAAGUUUCGCCGGGAAAUCCGCCAGAAAAUCGAGGCGACCGGCCUCACUCCGGACUUCAACAACCGAAGGCCUGAAGGCCUGGAGCAGAUUGGUUCCCGACUUCAGCAACUUUCGUGUCGCCGAGGGACAUACCCAGUAAGUUGGUUGUUUUUUACUUUGUUUUCGGUCGUGCACACUUUAUUUUUUUUUUCUCUUAAACGUUUUAUCAUCAUUCAUUGCAGGUUUUUUUGAAAGAUCAUAUAGAUUUAUUAUUAGAAAAAAAUUUUUCCUUGAAUUAAUCAUAGCGAAACAUUUACGGGAACGUUUUUAAUGCAGCAAUCGUAAGAGUAUUUCCAUGGAAAAUUUGAGCAAAGCAAAAUUUGUGAACACGUUGCAAAAAAAAAGCUAAUUUACUUGAUAAUUUCUCUUUUGAAAUAGACAAUCUGCGCUAGUCGAACGUUUCAAGGCUAUGGCGGAUGCAAACUUCCCACUGGUCCUAACAGCUUGGCGCAGAAAAUCUUUCAAAUAAGAGCUUGGCGCAGCGCGUGCGCUGCGAUACUUCUUUUUGAGGUCGCGAGUCAUAACCAACCUUACUCUCAUUUGAAAAAAAGAGACUGCCACGAUUUCAGGUCUCCAGCACCCAAAGGCCAAAUGGCCUUGAGCUGAGUGGUUCCCGAUUUCAACUCUUUCUGGGUCGCUCUUUUUGGGUAUUGAUGAGUAAUUUUUUUUUUUGAUAAUCUUCGCAAAAAUGAAUACAUAUUUUUUAGAAUCAAAAAAAUUGGUGAUACAUUUGACUUAGUUUUUUGUCUCCACAUCCUUUUCUUUCAUCGACAAGUGAAAAAGUUGAAAUGAACAUAGACACGUCAAAACUUUUCAAAAUUUUUGCACUUUGAAAAUUGAGAUGAAUUCAAGGUGAAGCUUCGAAAAUUGGUGUGAUUAGAUAAAACGUCACGUCUCAAGGGUGUGACUUUUUUUUUCAACUCGAAACGACUGAAAAUAGACACGUAAAACGUAUCGAAAGUUUUCACAAGUGCAAAAUUUUCAGAAGUUUCGCCGAGGAAAUCGGCCAGAAAAUCGCGGCGGCCGGCCUCACUGCAAAAUGGAUAGUGGAUAGUGGCUCAGGAAAGCCUCGAACAAAACCUUGGUUUGAUUACCCAAGUUUGACCCCUACCGCCACUACCGUUUCCAAUGGCUUACCCUCCGCAAAACGCCUUUUUCCAUCCACCGCCUCCUCUUUUAUCCGAUGCGCCCUAUGUACUUUUAUCGACCGGAUAGGAUGCCUCCAUGCAUCUUUUCAAUGUUUCGACAGCGAUGAGAACAGGCCGCCUUGCGAGCAAAAAGUCAAGAAACUUCUAAAGUUCGAGCCGCCGUCCAUCAAAAAAACUUUGGGGGUCACCAACCCCAAACAAACGCUCGGAAACAGAAAACAUUUCACAUUUGGUCGUACGGACGCUGAAAACUCUAUGGCUCAAACGCCGGAAAAGUGCUGGAUCGAUCUCAAAGCAGAGGAAUCUAUACCUUCACGAUCUAAGAAGAAGAAAAAGAAGCACUCGUCUAGUGGUUUGGGCUAUACGGCAGAUUCUGAUGCUUUUUCGAAGGGUUCCAUGCAAACUCCUCCUCCCACUGAAGAUUCGGGCUCUAUGCAAGAGUUAAGAAAGCAGGAUAAUUUGACUAGCCCGAAGGAAGAAACGCCUGCCAAGAAAAACGAAAAAAACAUGAUGACUUUAUACGUCUUCGAGGAAUAGUAAGUUCAUUGGGCUUAGUUUGGUCUUCAUUUUAUACCAAGUUUGUUCCAGAACACAGAGAUUGCAGAGUUUGGAUUUGAAGACACAACGUCGCAUGCGGCGAAGUCAACUUUUCCGUUAUCUCUUGUAAGAAAUAAUAAAAAUGCUGUGAAAAAUUUUCCUAUUUAGGUGAUGAGCCCCUGGGGAACUAGAUGACUCGAGGAAGUUGACCGUUGCAGAGCCUACAGUGAGCAGAAACAAUGAUCAUGGGCUUUAUAAGAAAGUGAGAAAAUUUGAAAGGACAUUAAACGCGCCGCCUUUUUUCCAAGUUUCGCCAAUUAGAGUAUACUUUUUUUUCCUGAUCUUCAUGUUCAAUUUCUAUUGAAUCUAUUUUCAGCGAAUGAUGUUUACUGAGGACCAGGCGCUUGCCCAGAAGGACUUCUACGAAACUAUGGACGUCAGUUUCAUCUUUCAUGUUCAACUUUGAUUAAUGAGAUAAAUUUCAGGUGAAACCUCGAAAAUUGAUGUAUUCGGAGGGAAUUUCACGUCUCAAUGGUAUGACUUUUUCAUCAACUUGAAACGACUGAAAAUCUUUUUCAGUGAGCCUUUUUUUCUGAGCGAGCGGAAAAUUUUUUCUUUAAAAAGUUGACAAGUAUUGCUGAGUAUUUUGUUUUGAUAAUCUUUCCAAAAAAAUGGAUAUUUAUUUUUUUUAUAACAAAAAGAUUUUUUUAUGGUAAAUUUGACUUAGUUUUUUUGUCUCCACAUAUUUUUCUUUCAUCAAAAAUUGAGAAAUUCAUAAUAAACAUAACCACGUCCAAACUUUUCAAAACUUUUUCGCAACUGCAAAAUUUUCAGAAGUCUCGCCGAUGAAAUCCGCCAGAAAAUCGAGGCGACUGGCAUCAGUGCGGAUCUCGAGGAAAAUUCACAUUCUUUUUUUCGAGAAAACCUAGAGGAGACGUCAAAAAAUAUCUUUGGUUUUGUACUUCGGAGCUGGUCAAGAUCAACUUGUCUCUCGUAAGUAAAAAUAAAAAAGCUGUGAAAAACUUUUGCGAUUUAGGCGUAGCUGAGAGACUGAAGAUUUUUCAAAACAUCCAAGUUUAUUCGCUUGCAAAUUGGAUCGGGCGAACACCUUUGACGCAUCGGUUUCUUUAUUUGUUCUUGAAUUUGUUCCUGAAUUCAGAAAUUGCAGAGCGAACUACUACGAAACCUGAACAUUACAUGCGCUCGGGCAACUUUGGCAUCAAGGCCAGUAUCAUGGUCCCCCUAGGCAAGCGCGAGAAGAAGAUAAACGCUGGUGCAAACAAAUGUACAUGUUGCUGUUGAGAAUAAAAAAUGCCAAUAAUAAAUAUUUUUUUUCUGUUGAAACUUCGUAGCUUUGUUUUUUUCAUAUGGAUUUAUCUUUCCAUUUUUACCUACUAAUUUCUCUGCAUAUUUUGGCGUUUAAAAAAGUCGAUUGAAAGUUUAGAAAAUAGUUUGGAAACUCUUGAAAAUUUGGAAGUAAGCAAACAGGAGGAAAAACCCAAUAAAUAGUGAUUGGUUGUUCGAUCCGAACUUUAGAGAUACGAGUAUGUGAAGAGUAACAACUCAAAGUGUAAUUUCCUAAUUUCAUCUCCCUCUUGAACUUUUAUCUGUUCUCAUAUUCCUUUAUUGUCAAAAUGAAAUUAAUCUUCCCGUUGUCAUUUCCUUCGAACUUUUACUUUCGAAUCGUUUUUCUCAGUAGCUCAAUUUUCCCACUAAUUUCUGUAACUUUCUUUUUCAGGCGUUCAAUUUCAAAGACGUCACACGAAUUCGGUUCUGCAAAAGGAAUAUGCCCAUUUAAAAGGUGAAACUCAGUUUUUGAUGAAUAAUUUUGCUACAAAUAAUGGCCAAAAGUUUCGAGUAGUCCUAACCCCGUUCACAAUCUUGAAAAGACGUCUUUCAAAUGUGAGUUUUUCAGGAAAAAAAAAUUUUCGAGUGCCAAAACGGUUCCUGAAUAUUUUUGCUUGUCCAGAGAUUAUCGAGAGGGCUGAUCAUGAAUUUCUUUCCAAAAAUGCGGAGACUUCCAGGUUUUCUUUAUAAUUUAAAAACUCUGCAGCUUUUUUUAAACGCAUUGUGUCCGAAAUUGCGAAGAAAUAAGAGUAAAAAAAUUUCAGUUGACUGUUUGCAAGAAAAUUUUUUUAAAAAAACCUCUCCAAAUCUUUUAUUCAGUUUUUUUAUAGAGAAAAAUUUUUUUCAGGAAGCGUUUUAACAAACUUUUUUUAAAUCAGAAGUGGUCAAAAAAAUCAGAAAUGCUUUUUUUCUCGAAGUUUAGAAAAAAAUGGGCACCUCUUAAAAACCUCCAUGGAAGAAUGAACGUUUACCAAUAUUCAAUCGGGAAGUUUUCCAGUCUCUGCGCAACCACGGAGAUCUACUUUCAAUGCGCAUCAGCAUCUGGAAGGAAAAAGGACUUCAAGACGUCGAUUACCAAUCUAGAAAGGAGGUUGGUUAAUGGUUCGGAGUGUUAUACCCAAUAAAUUGGGGAGAAUUUUAACAUAGAGAACUCAUUUUAUCGAUUGAAAAACUGCAAUACAAAAAAAGUUAAAAAUUUCAUGUAGAAACAUCUUAUCUCAUUGUUUCUUUUUUUCAAAAUGUUUCUAGUCUGAAAUGACAAUUUCUGCUGUUACAGUAUCUCACUUAUACCGGGAGUAGCUUCUGGAAUGUGAUAUUUUCUUGUAGGUAGUGCUGUAGAGGAGACGUUGUCGUUAAAAACGACUACGAAGCAAAAUCGUGUCUCAAAGAGUUUCAACUUCUGUCUCAAAGGUGUGACUUUUUUCUCAACUUGAAACGAUAGUAAAUCAUUUUCAGUGAGCCAUUUUCUCGGAGCGAUCGGAUAUAUUAUUUCUGCAAAAAGUUUCUGCAAGAAGUAUUGGUAUUUUUUUUUGAUAUUCUGCACAAAAAUGAAUAUAUAUUUUUUUUAAAAGAAAAUUGAUGACACUUUUGACUUCGUUUCUUGUCUUCACAUCCUUUUCUUUCAUCGACAAUUGAGAAAGUUUAUGUAAACAGAGAUACGUCAAAAUGUAUCAAAGUUUUUCCACAAGUGCAAAACUUUCAGAAGUUUCGCCGAGGAAAUUCGCCAGAAAACCGAGGCGGCCUGCCUCCCUGCAGACCGGAUAGUGGAUAGUGGCUCAGGAAAGCCUCGAACAAAACCUUGGUUUAAUUACCCAAGUUUGAGCCCUACCGCCACUACCGUUUCCAAUGGCUUAUCCUCCGCAAAACGCCUUUUUCCAUCCACCGCCUCCUCUUUUAUCCGAUGCGCCCUAUGUACUUCUAUCGACCGGAUAGGAUGCCUCAUCCACAUGCAUCUUCACAAUAUUUCUACAGCAAUGGGAUAAGGCCGCAUUACGAGCAAAAAGUCAAGAAAAUUCUGAGGAUCGAGCCGCCAUCCAUCAAAAAGACUUCUAGCGUCACCAACCGCAAACAAACGCUCCAAAACAAAAAACAAUUCACAUUUGGUCGUACGGACGCUGAAAACUCUAUGGCUCAAACGCGGGAAAAGUGCUGGAUCGAUCUCAACGCAGAGGAAUUUAUACCUUCAGGAUCCAAGAAGAAGAAAAGAAGCAGUCGUCUAGUGGUUUGUACUAAACGGCAGAUUCUGAUGCUUUUUCGAAGGGUUCCAUGCAAACUCCUCCUCCCACUGAAGAUUCGGGCCCUUUGCAAGAGUCUAGCGAGCAGGAUAAUUUGACUAGCCCGAAGGAAGAAACGCCUGCCGAGACAAACAAAAAAAACAUGAAGACUUCAUUGGUCUUCGAGGAAUAG
This is a messenger RNA of Caenorhabditis auriculariae, 8692 nucleotides long. The record is from the annotation of a GenBank genome assembly. Lineage: Eukaryota; Metazoa; Nematoda; Chromadorea; Rhabditida; Rhabditidae.